UCCACGACACUCCGAUCAACUGCUUGGGGUACUCACGUUGUGCUACUGCUCAUCUUUCGCAGCCUGUUCGUGUCGCGCCUAGCUGGAUCAACCGAACGUUGAUUUGCCUCCCAAUUCCUCACCUCGGCCCUCAGAAUAUCUGUUGUCGGCAUUCCGUGCCUAGCACGCCACCUGAGAUUUAGGCGCGACCCUGGUCUCGGUGUGUUGUCGAGGUUGCUGCUGGCCUAGCAAAUCACUUGUAUUGGCACGACCACCAGCUCAGCUCAGCUCAGAUAUCACGUAGGAACAGUCGACUCUUGUGCGCGUGUAUCAAACCAUCCAACGGGGCCACAAUCAUGUCACAUCAACCACGAAGGUCGAUCAUCAAGCACCCGCACGACUUUGCUGGUGCUCCCCAGAUUCUCUCCACUGGUGAAGGAUACGGCUCGCACGAUCAUGCGGCAACUGCAGCACGACACGGAACAGGCAAUGGCUAUUCUCACAGCGACGAUGACGCACUCCGUGCCAAUCGCGCGGUUCCUGGAGAGCUUGAUCUUAUACCACAACGCAGCGCACCGCCGCCUCCAGGCUCAUCCAAGUCAUACGCCUCCAGUGCUACUGGCUCCCCUAGUCUGAGUGGAAGCGCGUCGGCGUUUGUGCGGCCAAGCCAAGCUGCACCGAUAGGCUCCAGUGGACCCUACGCCGCUCACGGCAGCCCUCCAAUGAGCGGCUCGUCUUACGCCAGCAAGCCGCAGAGAUCUUCAUACAUUGCGGGGUCGUACCGCCAAGGUCCCACAGCAGUUUCCGGUCUGCCAGGUGGGGGAGCUUCUGCCGCACGCUCUGGCUUGCCAUCCUCUACCGGCGCGCCGAGUGGAUAUGCAAGUGGCAGCGCAAGCAAGUAUGGCGCAGGCUCCUCUACCGGAGAUGCGCCGCGACCGGCACCACCUCUGCGAUCAAACACGAUGGGUGCAGACGCUUACUAUGCUGCAGCGCCAGCAGGUGUCACACCGAGCGGUUUUGUACCUAGUUCUGGUGCGCGGUCGCACGCAAGCGUUAGUGGGCCAGCUCCAUCUCCGCAUCUAGGUGCGACGACUUCAAGUCCUCUCAGCAGCGGCUCGGCUACAUUCGAUUAUUUAGGAGGAGCGUCACCGGUGGUAGAUGCAGAUGCAGGGUCUGUCCCAAGCGGCCAAUUUGCCGGCCCCCAGGCCAGCAUUCGUUCACGGGAUGGGAGUCUGAGCGGCCCUGCUGGGCGCAACACCUUUAAAUCAGUCUUUGGCGGCUUCGUCAACUCAAUGAGCGAUGUCUUCUCGCAGCAGAAAAAGAUCGAGAUUUCCACGCCCUACGAUCCUGUCCAUUUGACCCAUGUUGGCUUCAACUCCGACACUGGGGAAUUUACUGGCUUGCCCAAGGAAUGGCAACAAUUGCUGCAAGAUUCUGGCAUUUCGAAACAGGACCAAGAGGCUAAUCCUCAGGCGGUCAUGGAUAUAGUAGCAUUCUAUCAGGACGCUACGCAGAACAUGGGCGAAGAAGAAGCCGUUUGGAGAAAGUUUGGGGGUGCAGGUGCGAAGUCUUCCGCUUCGGCUGGGACAGGCACACUGGGUAGCUCAGACGGCCGAUCAGGAGCGGGGGAGGAACAGCCUCCACCGCCAGUGUCAAAGGGCGUUUACGAGAAGCCUCGGGCAGCUCCCCCUCCACCUGGAGGUGCGUCCUCCGCGAAGAAGUCCCUCCGACGGCCACCUUCGCCCGAAAGGUUUGCGGCACCAACAGCGGUGGUACCAGAUCUUAAACCCUCACGGCCGGCUCCGGCCCCUGUGCCGGCUGCUGUCAAGCCAGCGCCGCCCAAGGCCGUUACUGCAAGUGCCUCGGGUGCGAGCGUCGCGCCUGUCGCUUCGAGACCAGCACCUCCGGUCGCUGCGUCCAAGACACAGAGCCCGUCAGCGGCACCCGGAGGUGGCAGCACCAAAGGCCCGGGCGCAACGCCUCGUCGCAGAGAGACGAAGAAGACACAGAUGAACGAUGCAGACGUGAUCGCAAAACUGCAGGCGAUUUGCACAGACGCAGAUCCUACGAAGCUAUACAGGAGUCUAGUGAAGAUUGGACAAGGAGCCUCAGGUGGAGUGUACACAGCUUAUCAGGUGGGAUCAAAUCUGUCUGUGGCCAUCAAGCAGAUGAAUUUGGACCAACAGCCAAAGAAAGACUUGAUCAUCAACGAGAUUCUGGUUAUGCGAGAAUCUAGACAUCGGAACAUCGUGAACUUCAUCGACUCAUUCUUGUACAAGGGCGAUCUGUGGGUGGUGAUGGAGUACAUGGAGGGCGGUAGUCUGACAGACGUCGUGACAUGCAACAUCAUGACAGAGGGCCAAAUUGCUGCAGUCAGCCGCGAAGUGCUCGAAGGUCUGCGUCAUUUGCACGCCAACAGCGUCAUUCAUCGAGACAUCAAGAGCGACAACAUCCUCUUGUCCAUGAACGGUGACAUCAAGCUCACUGACUUUGGCUUCUGCGCUCAGAUCGGAGAAUCCCAAGCGAAGCGUACUACGAUGGUCGGAACUCCGUACUGGAUGGCACCCGAGGUGGUCACACGCAAAGAGUAUGGGCCGAAGGUGGACAUUUGGAGUCUUGGUAUCAUGUGCAUUGAAAUGGUGGAGGGCGAGCCUCCUUACCUGAAUGAGAACCCGCUUCGCGCAUUGUACCUCAUCGCGACAAACGGUACGCCAAAGAUCAACAAUCCGGAGAAUUUGUCCAGCACCUUCCGCGACUUUUUGAAGACGUGCUUGGAUGUGGACGCAGAGAGAAGGCCAGAUGCCACGACUGUCCUUGGACACUCCUUCUUGAAGUAUUGCGACAGCUUGCGGACACUGAGUCCUCUGAUCAAAGCGGCUCGGGAGCAGAACAAGAAGUGAUGAAGAUCUGCACAAUGCACGUGCCACAUCUCGAGAUCGUCACGCAAAACCAAUACCAAUGCCCAACUUUUCGCUGUGCCAGGGCACCCAGGUUCCCGCGUUUCUCUCCGGCAGAGGAACGCCGAACUCUCAUCAUGGCUAUCAUGGCUCCCCAACCGGGCGCAGUCUUCCCUUCAGCGCCUCUCGCCAUGCAUUUGCCUUCAGCCUCAGGUUGGCCACUCAUGUUCAGCUUUUGCCAUAAUGCUGCGGAUGUAAAUCUCAAUCGAUUGCCCAUGUUAAAGGCCUGCAGCGUUCGUGGCCCUGGGCCAAAGGUGAGA
Ceraceosorus guamensis is the source of this 3196-nucleotide messenger RNA. Its product is annotated as Pkinase-domain-containing protein. Gene Ontology annotation, molecular function: protein serine/threonine kinase activity; ATP binding. The coding region runs from base 336 to 2879 and encodes 847 amino acids. Lineage: Eukaryota; Fungi; Basidiomycota; Exobasidiomycetes; Ceraceosorales; Ceraceosoraceae. Gene Ontology annotation, cellular component: cytoplasm. The record is from RefSeq and is a predicted model, not a curated record. The transcript has 7 exons. Gene Ontology annotation, biological process: regulation of MAPK cascade; protein phosphorylation; intracellular signal transduction.